This is a messenger RNA of Sabethes cyaneus, 1104 nucleotides long. RefSeq lists its product as uncharacterized. The transcript has 2 exons. The record is from RefSeq and is a predicted model, not a curated record. Bases 1 to 1104 code for a protein of 367 amino acids. NCBI's taxonomy places the organism in Eukaryota, Metazoa, Arthropoda, Insecta, Diptera, Culicidae.
AUGUUGUUUUUGAACUUUUCUGUGAUUUUCGGUGUGCUUCUGCAGAAAACUGCCGGCGGUUACAAGCUUUUUCCGGGAAUAUUCGAUCCUAAUCCUUUUAUUCCGAGGACACAUCCGGAAGUUUUGCGAAUAACGUCCAGCAUCUACGAUGGUCCGUACAUGUACGGGUGGUCAGGAGGAACCCAAGAUGGUGAAAUUGGCUAUGUGAAAACGAACAGUGACAAAGGAUCCGGUGGAUACCAUCAUCAGGAGAGUUUCCACAAAAAGGAUGGAAAUGAUUACGGUCACGAGGAGCAGUCCGGGUAUGGAGAAUCGAAAGAUGAUGUGAAACACGAUGAUGUUGAUAAGUACAAGACGAUUAUACGGAAGUAUGACCCACAUGCAAGAGAAAAUAGUGAGAGAGAAAAUCCAAAGUACGACGUGAUAGAAGAACAAAGUGAUGAUCACAAAGAUCCCAAUAAGCACACAACAUACGUACCGACGAAAAAGCCGAAAAAGCGUCCAACGAGCACUGCCGAAUUCGGCACCAGACUUACCCCACCGAAAAAAUCAACCCAGCAGAACAACCCCAACGGGUACGAAACGGUAAUAUACCAUGAAAAGGAAAGCAAGGACUCGGAAAACGGCUACAACUGGCGGAACAGUCAUUCUCCGCCGCCCAAGUCGGUGGUCGUCAACCUCGGCGGUGGCAAAUCGCCCAAUGAGCUGGAAGAGGACGACGAUGACGAAGACGGCGAGGAAGAGGAACAACGAUACGAUGGAAAACAGGCGGACAACGAUGCCAACGGACCGUCGGACUCGGAAGGAUCGGAUUACUCGGAUAACUACGACAGCUUUAGGUAUGGUAAUGAGUUCUCGCAUGACGACGAUGACAGUAACCAGGAGCGAACGGCUGAUGAACAAAACACCAAAACGGAUGGAAAUAGAAAAUCUAACCGUAACAACUACGACUAUGACGAGGAAGUGGAUCGAGAGGAAAUCGACGAAUCAGCCAACGAUGAUCGUUAUUACGGAUUUGAUGACGACGAGGAUAGUGGCGAAACUGAAAAGAACAAUCGACGACGGUAUGAUUACACCAGUGAAGCGGAUUACGAUGCACAAUGA